AUGAAUUUGAAUGUUGAUGGCAGUAUCCUCGGUAAUUCCAACAUCUCGGAUUUUGGUGAAUUGAUUCGAAAUGCUGAUGUUGCUCGGGUUCAUAAUUUUUUGGAUAAUAUUGGUUAUUCCAAUAUCUUUCGUGCUGAGCUGAUGACUCUAUAUCAUGGUUUGCGUAUGGCUUGGGAACUUGGUAUCAAAGAUUUGAUGUGUUAUUCUGACUCCAACUUGCAAAAUUUCUCCACAAUGAGAACACGGAGACGAAAUUACGAUAAAGACAGAUUGAGUGUUUUACCCCAUUGUCUUUUAUUUCAAAUAUUGUCUCAUUUGAAUGUCAAGCAAGCUGUUCAAACAUGCAUUCUCUCCACAACAUGGAAAAUUAUCUGGAAGGAUCUUCAUGUUCUUGUUUUAGAUUCUUCUUACUUUAAAACCUUCCAAACUUUCACUAAUUUCGUCUCUCAAAUUUUCUCUCUACGCAACCACAAAGCCUCUCUCCAAGCUCUCAAAUUUCAGUCCCGCUUGGGUAACAUAGAGCCUCACCUCCUCAAAACAAUCCUAAAUUACGCAUUUUCACCCGAUCUCGAACUAUUACACAUGUCCAUGGCAUGUAAUAUUGAACAAUUUUCACUUUCAAACUUUUCAUCUCACACUUUAACCUCUCUUAACCUUGCUGCAUAUUUUAAAAAUUUUAGUAGGAGGCCAAUAUUUCCUAAUUCUCUUAAACUUCCUGCAUUAACCAAUUUGUCUCUAAACUUCUUUGCCUUUUCCUGCGGUGGCGGCGAUGAUGGCUAUGCCGACCCCUUUUCGGCAUUUAAAAGUUUGAAUACUUUGAUCAUUCAAUAUUGUCAAGUUCUUGAUGAUAAGAACCUCUCCAUAUCAAGUGUCUCACUUGUUAAUUUAACAAUACAAUUGUCCUAUCACACCCCUUACAAAUUUGAGUUAUCUACCCCAAAUCUUUGCAGCUUUUAUUUUGUGGGUCAGCCAUUUCAGAAACUCAGUGGGCGCAAUAGCUAUAGCAAUCUCUCUUCUAUUAAACAUGUACAUAUUGUUUUACCGAACUGGAUACGAGUCGAAAAUAUUCCUUCGAUUCUAUUCAAUUGGCUCGUUGAGCUUGCUCUCAUGGAAUCAUUGACAAUCUCUUCAAAGACUCUUAAGAUUCUCAACUUAAUUCCGGAUUCAUUGAAGAUUGAUUUCCCUAACUUACUUAACAUGAAGUUACUGAAAAUAGAAACGCAUAAACUUUCAUCAAUACCAAAUGGAAUGGGAGACUUUUUGCUUCAAAAUGCACCAUCAGCAAAGAGAAUCAUCAUAGAAUUGUCAGCCCGACAGAUUGAUGAUUAUAUGCCUAACUUCUUUUGCAUUUACUUCGGUCUGAUUUGCAACAUACAUUGUGUCUAUAUUUUACAGAAGAAACAAAAAUUAGAAGAAUGA
Vicia villosa (hairy vetch) is the source of this 1419-nucleotide messenger RNA. RefSeq names its product putative F-box/FBD/LRR-repeat protein At5g22610. The transcript has 4 exons. The coding region runs from base 1 to 1419 and encodes 472 amino acids. Gene Ontology annotation, molecular function: nucleic acid binding; protein binding; RNA-DNA hybrid ribonuclease activity. NCBI's taxonomy places the organism in Eukaryota, Viridiplantae, Streptophyta, Magnoliopsida, Fabales, Fabaceae. The record is from RefSeq and is a predicted model, not a curated record.